CUGUGUGCGAAAGAGAACGAUAUAUACUACACAGCACCAUUGUGUAACUAGUAUAAGCUACAUUGAAUAGAAGAAGCCAGCUUGAAGUUGUUGGUGAGUGGCAUUCAUUGAAAAGAUGAAUUGUUGUGUACAGUUGUAUUUACAUAUAUACAUACAAUAUAUACAUACAUAUGUACUUACGUACGUUGUCCGGUUUGGAUGUAGCGUUUUACUUCUGGUUUAGUUGAAUGCACGCUUUCGUUCUGGCUGGAUGUAUAGUACAUCAAAUACAAAAAAAAAUGCUUAGAGAAUUUUUUCAGUGAAGAAAAUAAUAUUAACAACAACAAAAACAAAUAACUGAUUUUUAACGGAGAGUGGCGAUAAUAAUUGCAAAUGUGUAUAUAUGUAUUUAUGUAAGAAAUGUUUUGAUGAGCUUUUAAGUGCAUACAUACAUAUGUACAUAAAUUGAGGAUAUACUCGUAACAGAAACAUUUCAGCUUGUAAAAUAUGGACAGGAUGGACACAACUGCACUGAAGAACUUAUUAAACAGCUGGGGUUUACCCGAGCUGUUUCCACAAUUUCAAGACGAAAGCAUCGGCAUCGACGAACUGAAAAUGAUGAAAUGCCACCAUUUCGGCGAACUCUUACAUUCCUACAAACUGGGCACACGCAUACGCUUUGAAUAUUACUUCGAGCGUUGGCGUCGUGAUCAAAAUCGACCAUUGCUGGAUGUCAGAACACCAAAUCACUACCAACACUACACCCCCUGUUCUACGUUGACACGCACAACGCACUUACAACACGAUACCCCGUCACCGCCAUCAACAGCAGCAGCAAGUGAGGCGAUAACGGUUCAUAAAAGUGUCCAAACACGUGCUACGAAUACUGUGGCGGUGCGUUGCGUCAACGUUGCGACCAAUACGUCAGAGGUGUUAUUUAAAAUGCCGACACAGAGUAAGACACCGCCACCGCUGGCGCCCGUUAAGGAUGCGUUGCGUGAGAUGCCACAGCUGACACGUCAGCCGAGCUUGCUGGAGGACGGCAUUAUGCCGGAGCAUGCAAUGAAUGCGUCGUCAGACAUCAGCACAACAACAACAGCAACACCAACUGCAACAACAACUAGUGGUGGCGGUACACGCUUAACGCCACAAUUCCAAUUCAUCAACGACACGGACGACGAAGAAGUUGAUAACGGUCCACUAUUGCAUAUACUGAAUUCGUCGGGUUUUAAGGGUCUCUCACUGCUCGAAUACUACCAGCAGCAUCAGCAUUUUAUGAAUGUACAUCGUACGCUACUCAUACAGUUGAUAGUGAAUUUCUUCGAUAUGAAUGACUAUCAUUUGUCGCUGCGCGUCAGUCAUAAUUUGGAGCAGCAGAUAUUGCAGCUUUUCCCUACUGAAAAGUUGGAAUACUAUCGCACCGAGAAACGUGGUAAAAUCUAUGUGAAAUUCUGCAAUAUGAAGCGGUAUAAACGUGACAAGCCGCUGUUGAAGCGCAAAUGGAUGGACGAUGCGGAUGCGGGUGAAGAGUGCGGUGGUGGUGGUGGUGCGGUUGCUGCUGCUAGUGGCGGCAACGGCAAUAGGCCAACGGAACCGGAGGUUGCUAUUGAAUGUGGCGAUGAGGAUGUGGAGGAUCUGGCGCAAAGCUUUGAAUACUGGCACGCCCAACACUCGCCCCCAGGGGUACAAGUUAAGACUGAGUCGCUAAGCGAUUGUGAUUACUAAUGUUAAGCAAUGGAAAAGAUGUUGAUGUUGAUGAAGUGAUGUUUAAGUUGUUCAUAAGAUAUGUAUACAUAAAUAUGUAAGUGGUGUAUAUGUUCCUUUUGUAACGUGUGAGCUCAAUAAAAUUGAAUUAACUAGAGACGGCAUGAUUCGUGUCGAGUUAAUGAUCUUUAAGUACCUUUACUAGCUAAAGAAAA
Molecule: messenger RNA, 1898 nt
Organism: Bactrocera oleae (olive fruit fly)
Lineage: Eukaryota; Metazoa; Arthropoda; Insecta; Diptera; Tephritidae
Source: RefSeq, a predicted model, not a curated record